AUGAAACAGCUAGGACGAACAGGUCGUUCCAACCUGGCGGCUUGGCGAAGUGACGCCGCAGAGCGGAUCUCCGCCUUCGAAUUCGCAACUCGCGCGUGCGAUGUCGUCUUCGGGGACGCGUUCCCUUUGCCACGAGUCCCGCGACCAUCGAUUCGGGACCGGGAAAACCCAAUGGAGCGCUACAACGACGGGCAGUUCCUGGCGCGGUACCGCUUUACGAAGGGCACCGUGCGAGAGCUGCUCGGGAUGCUGCCGCUACAAACGAGCACCGACUGCAGGGGGCUUCCGCUGACCCCCAUGCUGCAACUGCUGGUCACGCUGCGGUUUUAUGGUGCCGGGACCUUCCAGGUUGUGACUGGGGACCUCGUGAACGUGUCCCAACCAACAGUGUGCCGCGCGGUCGGAGUAGUUACGCAGCUGAUCGCGAGGCACCUGUUCCGGGACCUCGUUCACUUCCCCAGUGCCGCCGAAUUCAACACGGUGAUGCUGGAUUUCUUCGCACUUGCGAAAUUCCCCGCCGUCACCGGGUGCAUCGACUGCACCCACGUGCGAAUCAAGAGCCCCGGCGGCGACGACGCGGAGGUGUUCCGCAACCGCAAGGGAGUUUUCUCCAUCAACGUCCAGGUAACGAUCGUGCAAAGUUCUCCGCGGUUUACCGAAUUGAGUUUAAAAGCUUUUAACAUCAGGUUAGAGCAACGCUUGCGCGAUCGCGAGAUGUCAUUCACUGAAGUAUGCGCUCAUGUUCGACUGCAUGAAAUUUGGAUACUCUGCCCCAAGCAUUACACAUGUAUAACUUGGAACUUUCUUGGUCGAAGCCCUCUCGCUGUCACCGGCCCCCAGCUGCAAUUUUAUGACGUGGUUGUGAGCUGGCCUGGGUCGGUGCACGACAGCCGGAUUUUCGAUAACUCCCGUGCCCGGGUGCUGUACGAGGAACGCCGGGUGCCAGGGGUGCUGCUUGGGGACAUGGGCUACGCCUGCUUCUUCUUCCUGAUGACCCCCCUGGCAGAUCCCGGUCCAGCCAACACGCCACGAGGCAGGUACCAGAAGGCCCAUAUCAAGACGAGGAAUUCUGUGGAAAGGGCCUUUGGCAUCUGGAAGCGGCGCUUCCCCUGUCUUGAUAUGAGGCUGCAACACAAGCCACGUCGGGCCGUACAGAUCAUCACAGCCGGCGCUGCACUACACAACCUGGCCUGCCUGAGGAAGGACCCACAGCCUCCACCUCCCCCAGCUCCACCAGUUGUGCCUAGGGCACGCAGACCCAGGAGGAGGGCCACGCGGCCAGUCCACCUGCCACCCGUGGACAUCGUGGAGGACUCCCUCACAGGCAUACAGACACGGGAGCGAAUAAUUGAACGAAGCUUCAAGUAGAAGCUUCUUUCGAAGAAGCUCCCUUCAGCAAUGACUGAUCGAGCUUUGCCUUAAAGGGGCGGUGGAACAAUAUGCAGUUAGAAUGUUUUUCGCUUUACACAAGCUUACUGGCACUAGAGGAACCCAAGUAUACUUGAAUGCAAUGCCGCUGACCGAGAAACAUUUUUCGUUGCAGUGUAAUUUCACAGGUAAAGGCAAGCGUUUUCUUUCAAUCACUCUUUCACAAAACUCCACAAAAGCUCAGGGGUCGCAUUGUCGGUGUAGUCCCACCUCCCAGUGACAAUAUUUGAAUGCGGCUCGCAGAUUGGACCCUGUAGUAUUGUGUGAGCACUCGAUUUGGGCAUGUGUUGACAAUCGUUCAGGUAGUGGCUCGUGUCCAAGUGCUACAACGACGACAAUAGCCAAACCAACAAUGUUAGCAAUUCGGCGCGUGUCCUGUGCUAUGGUGAACGUUGGUGGCAUAUAAUCGUCUCCAGAUCACUUGGCCACUUUUUCUGGCUGCAAGUUAAAGGGGGAAAUGCUGCCAUUUAUUUCAUUUUUGUCUUCGGCAUUUUUUAUUGCACGGGUUUAAAAACACAAGCAUGUUUCAUAGCUCAUAAACUUUGGGGAUUUGUUUUAACCAGUAUCUGCAUCAAGCACGAAAAUCAUUCCAUUGCCCCUUUAAAGCUUUUGUCGUGAAAGUGGCUUUUUUUCAUUGUACUGGAGUAAAUAGCACGGCGUCCAAUGAAACUGUCCUAAAAGCAUCGUCUGCAGGUAUGUUUAUAUGUAAAUGAGUAUUUUUUAGUGUAUUUCGUAAAUGCCUUUAAUGUUUUCUUUAUUCCUGUUUCUUCACC
Ixodes scapularis (black-legged tick) is the source of this 2201-nucleotide messenger RNA. RefSeq lists its product as uncharacterized. The coding region runs from base 1 to 1368 and encodes 455 amino acids. Lineage: Eukaryota; Metazoa; Arthropoda; Arachnida; Ixodida; Ixodidae. The record is from RefSeq and is a predicted model, not a curated record. The transcript is spliced from 4 exons.